This is a messenger RNA of Penicillium daleae, 3534 nucleotides long. RefSeq lists its product as uncharacterized. NCBI's taxonomy places the organism in Eukaryota, Fungi, Ascomycota, Eurotiomycetes, Eurotiales, Aspergillaceae. The coding region runs from base 1 to 3534 and encodes 1177 amino acids. The transcript is spliced from 5 exons. The record is from RefSeq and is a predicted model, not a curated record.
AUGGCGACCCAUGUAUCAGUGACUCCAACACCAUCUACCUCCAACGGUGACGCGCCGGGACCACUGAAUAUCUCGACCGCUGGGAAUAUGUCUGCACCGACGCCCACCGUGAAUCGCAAGAAACAAAAGCGUCGACAGAAACAAGCAGCUCGCUUAGCGGCGGAGCCAUCAGAGGCUCAUGCCGCCGGAGUGGCUGCGGACCACCCCGACGAGCGACAUGUCUACGACGAUAACGCCGACCUUGACACUGCUGACUCCAACCACACGGAUCCCGAUAGCAUGUACAAGAACGGAGAGCCUGGUUCCCAGCAGGAUCUUAACGGACCGUCAUUGUCGAAUGACCCCGCCGAUUAUCCAGACCCACCCGGCGAUAAAUCGAAAAAGAAGAAAAACAAGAAAGGCAGGUCUGGCUCUCAUACUGUCGCAGAUGGCAGCUCAACUCCUCUCUCGACUCCCUCCGCUACCUUCUCUCAUCCGCCUCCCCAUUCACACUCUCUACCCUAUGGCCAUCGUUUCCCGGCAAGGUCGACCAAAGAAAGCAGCAUCUGGAACCAGUCAUCGUUGGAAGAACGUGAAAACAUUCGGACCUUCUGGUUUGAACUGGGCGAGGAGGAACGCCGCCAACUUGUCAAAGUGGAGAAAGAUGCUGUUCUGAAGAAGAUGAAGGAACAGCAGAAGCAUUCUUGCAGUUGCACUGUCUGUGGCCGAAAGCGAACCGCAAUCGAGGAAGAGCUGGAAGUUUUGUACGAUGCAUACUACGAAGAGCUUGAACAAUACGCCAACAACAACCAAGGCUCCUUUGAUGAAGGCGCCCCCAUUAUCCCUCCCCCUCGUCUGUACCAACCCCCUCUCCGAUCACCUGGUCAACAUACUCGCACGCAUGGUCAAUUUCACCCGUCCCGGGGUCGAGUGCAAGAAUUGCCCGAGGACGAAGAAGAUGACUUUGAAGACGAUUAUGACGAUGAAGACGAGGAUGACGAAGAUGAGGACGAGCUGUACAGUGACGAGGAAUACGAGGAUGAGGAUGCGCGUGCUGCUCGAGCUGAUUUCUUUGCCUUUGGGAAUAGUCUCACGGUGAAAGAUGGUAUUCUUACUGUGGCUGACGAUUUACUGAAAAACGAUGGCAAACACUUCAUUGAUAUGAUGGAGCAACUAGCCGAGCGCCGAAUGCAACGGGAAGAAGAUACGCAGUACAACAUUGCCGCCGCCCACCAAUCUUUCCAUGCCGGUCAUAAUCAUGGUCCCCUCGACGACGAAGACUACGAUGACGAAGAGGAUGAUGAUUACGAUAGUCAGGAGGAAGAAGAGUUCGAUGAGGACGAGAUGGAUGCUAUGACCGAAGAACAACGCAUGCAAGAAGGGCGGCGGAUGUUCCAGAUAUUUGCCGCUCGAAUGUUCGAACAACGAGUCAUGACAGCAUAUCGAGAGAAGGUCGCCGAGCAGCGGCAGAAGCAGCUCAUAGAGGAACUCCUAGAAGAGGAGAACCGAGAGGAGCAGCGGAAUGCCAAGAAGGCCCGAGAGGCGCAGAAAAAGAAGGACAAGAAGCGCUUGCAGAAACAGGCGAAGGAAGAGGAGAAGGCUCGUCGCGAUGCAGAGAAAGCUGCGGAGGAAGCUGCAGCAAAGGCGGCACAAGAGAAGAAGUUGGAGGAGCAGCGGAUCAAGCGUGAAGAGCAACGAAAGAAGCGCGAAGCCGAACGCAAAGCACAGGAAGAUGAGCGUGCUCGCAAGGAAGCUGAGAAGCAACGGCGCGCUAAAGAAGAGCGCGAGCGGCAAGCCGAAGCCGAGCGGAAGCAGCGCGAGCAAAAGGAGGAGAAGAAGAGGCGCGAGGAUGCGAAGCGCAAGGAGAAAGAAGAGCGAGAGAGGAAGAAUAAGGAGGAGCAGGAUCGCAUGGCCCGUGAGGAGCAGGCUAAGAAAGACCGCGAGAUUGCCACGAGGGCAGAGCAAGCGGCAAAGCCUUAUAUCCAGGCUAAGCCGAUUUCGCAUGUUGGCUCCAUCCCUCUUACCUCUGCUCUUCAAACACAGACUCAUCCUGGCUCAUUCCAAUCACCACACUACGCCGUGGCUACUCCUAUCGCCCCUAAAGCUUCAACUCCCAGCAGGCCACGCCAGCCCUCCCAGCAGGGGUCUCACUCUUCGUCUCCUCACUCGCAACCAGCAAGUUCAGACUUCCCCUUGCAGCCUUCAAUCUCUCCGCGCUCUCUAGCACAGACACAAUCGGGAGCACCAGGUCUUGGUCGACAUGCCCAGCACCAGCAGCCUCAGUUGCAUCAUCCUCAACCCUCUGCGCCUCUAUCGCCUCUGGGUCGCAGUAACCCCCCAGGAUUCCCGGCCCUCGGUGGCUUGCCGAUCAACCCUCCGGGCUUACCAGGCAUGGGUGGCCGACCCCUUCAUCCACCGGAUAUGCCAAUGUACUCUCCCAAUUCGGCGAUGAUGAACCCUCUUCGAGGCUUCGGUGGCCCUGGCAGCAUUCCCGCACCCCCCGGUAUCAACGGAGCCCGCCAAAUGCCCCCAGGCCGAGGGUUCCCGCUACCUGAAACGGGACACGGUCUGCCAUUCCCGGGUCACCAUGGUGUUCCCGGAGCAUUCGGUAUGCAACAACCUGGGUUGUCUAAGUCUCAUUCAAGACAGCCAUCUGGGUCGUUCGAACGCUCUCCUUUAGAGUCCGGUACGCAGCCGUUCCCCAUUUCGCGUCCGAGCCCUAUCAAGCGUCCGCCGAGCACUGCGCAGGACCAGCAGGAGCAUCAUGGCCAUGGUCACCCUCCAUCCCAGCGCGAUAUCGAUGACUUGAGCACGCAGCUGGGGAGUAGUGCGCUCCUCGAUGACACGGACGCUGCGUUCGCAUCGAAGCUGUCUCAAUCAUUGCCCGGUGCCCCUGCCCCUGGGCCAUAUGCAUCGCCAGCGAGAGCCAGCUUCCAAGGGUCGUUGUUCACGGAUCCUCUUGGAGCCAAGCAUACACCUUUUGUAGGUGGUUCCAGCUGGGGCGUACCUGCACCCUUCGGAGGGCCCGCUUUCCCUGGUGCCUCUACCUGGGGAGCUACGACCGGGAGCGGUUGGUCUCACAAUGCUUUCGCAGCCGGUGGCCAUCACCGACCACACACCUCUCGGCCUGUCACCGUCCGUCUGCUGGUAAUCCAAGCCUGCAAGUAUCUCAACUCCCUCAGCCCACGUGUCGGCUCGGGUGGUUAUCACGAUGUGAACCUCGUCCUCGACCAGGUAGAGCAGCUCCGGUCUCCCUCUGAGCCCGCGAUCUCGCUGGAUGAAAUGCUCGAGAUCUGCGAUACGGAGGGCAGUUCUCAAAACGGUGGCGGCUCUUUCUCCAUCAAGAAUGAGGGCAAGGGCCAAUUCGUCAAGUUCGAGCCGGACACAAACAGCGCUGUCGCCGGACAUCGAGGUAGCAUCGUGCCGGGUGAUAUUGGUAGUCCGAUCCCUGGGAAUAGCAAUCCCGCCGUCUUCGGCGGAUUCGGUGGGCCUGCGCCCUCGGUGCUGCGACAGUUCUCUUCACCCGCGGCUGGGUUGUUUGGCGGAACUUCCUAA